UCUAAUUCCAAAUAUUCUCUAGAUUUUUAAGUAGAUAGUGGCAUGCUUCAACUGAAUAAAAACAAGAAAUGCUUCUUAUCUAGUUGCUUUAUUGGAUAGUAGUUGUUUCAAUAAUGUUGUCCAAUAUGCAGGGCAUCCCAGGAAAUAUACUAGGAUGCCUCUAAUUCAUUCACCUUCUAUGAAAAACUCGAACAAAAACAUUCUUCACUCUCUGUCCCAUCUACUUCUCUUCAAUCCUUUUGUUUUGAACAUUUCAUACUUACUUUCAUUAUUGAUUUGAUGCAUAGAUAGCCACUAAAUAUGGUAGCCACAAACAUAGAUGAGUUGGGGGCAGGAACAGUUUCAAGUUAUGACAGGGAAAGUGAACUCAAAGCAUUUGAUGAUUCAAAGGCUGGUGUCCAAGGACUUGUAGAAAAUGAUGUAACAAAAGUUCCUCGUAUGUUCUAUUGUGAACACUCUAAUCUCACUGAUGGCUUAACCAGUGCAUCAAAUUCAAACAUCAGCAUCCCCAUAAUUGACCUUACAGGCAUCCAUGAUGACCCUAUUUUGAGAGAUAAUGUUGUGGAAAAAGUUAGAUAUGCAUGUGAAAAGUGGGGCUUUUUUCAGGUUAUAAAUCAUGGAAUUCCAAAUCAUGUUUUGGAUGAGAUGAUCAAAGGAACUUGUGAGUUUCACCAACAAGAUGCAAAGGUGAGGGAAGAGUACUACACUAGGGAUGCCACCAGAAAAGUUGCUUAUCUUUCCAAUUAUACACUUUAUGAAGAUCCAUCUGCUGAUUGGAGAGAUACACUUGCAUUUUCCUUGGCACCUCAUCCACCCAAAGCUGAAGAAUUUCCUGCAGUUUGUAGAGAUAUUGUGAUUGAAUACUCAAAGAAAAUAAUGGUUCUUGCUUAUGCUUUGUUUGAGUUACUUUCAGAGGCUCUUGGCCUUAAUCGCCUUUACCUUAAAGAAACGGGUUGUGAUGAAGGGAUACUUCUUCUAUGUCACUAUUACCCAGCAUGUCCUGAGCCUGAAUUAACUAUGGGAAAUAGCAAGCACUAUUACAUUGGAACUUCCGCACUAUUACAAGAUUACAUGUCACAUCGUUAUGCAAGUGGCAGUGGAACUUCCGCACUAUUACACUUCAAGUUGUUAUGAUCAUUGACAAUUGCAUGCAAAAUCUUGACCCUUAGUAGACCUGGUUUAUGUAAAUACUUCCAAUUCACAACGUUCUGGUUCUGCAAUCAGAAAUAAGUAACUGGAACCAUGGCAAAUAAAGCUGACCAUCAACUUUAACCUUAUGCUUUUUAAUUAUAUUGUUGAAGAUCUCACAUCAACUAGUAAUAUGAAUAUUGAGCCUGAUUGAACAAAAAUUUAGAAGUGUUUUUGAGAAUUUUUCUACUAAAAAUAUUCUUUAUUUUUAGUAGAGAAACUCUAAAAAAACGUUUUUAACUUGUAUCCAAACCGAUUCA
Molecule: messenger RNA, 1448 nt
Organism: Cajanus cajan (pigeon pea)
Lineage: Eukaryota; Viridiplantae; Streptophyta; Magnoliopsida; Fabales; Fabaceae
Product: putative 2-oxoacid dependent dioxygenase
Source: RefSeq, a predicted model, not a curated record